Messenger RNA from Fonsecaea multimorphosa CBS 102226, 519 nucleotides. RefSeq lists its product as uncharacterized. The transcript has a single exon. The record is from RefSeq and is a predicted model, not a curated record. NCBI's taxonomy places the organism in Eukaryota, Fungi, Ascomycota, Eurotiomycetes, Chaetothyriales, Herpotrichiellaceae. The coding region runs from base 1 to 519 and encodes 172 amino acids.
AUGGCAGCCGGCAGCCCAGGCUCGAUCCGGUCCCAGCUCAUUGGCGCGUGGGAACUAAUCGAAUAUGUCGCCUACCUGCCCAAUGACGAAUCGAACAAAUUCUAUCCAAUGGGGCAGGAUGCAAAGGGAAUCAUCAUGUACACCCCCGACGGCUAUAUGUCCGCGCAGCUCCAGACACCAGGACAGAAGCCCUUCGGAGACAGGUCAGGGUCAAAAGCCGGCUCAGAUGCCGACUGGGCUACCGUGGGCAGAAACUAUGUUGCAUACACCGGCGCCUUCUAUCUGGAUGAACGCGGUGACGACAAAGGUCGCCCAAUCUUGAUGCACAACAUGAGAAACUCGAACUUGCCGUAUCUGGUGGGUGACAUCCAGAGAAGGAUCAUGAGAUUUGUCGACGAGAGCGAUGGGAAAUACCUGGUGUUAAGCUUGGAUGAUCCUCUGAAGUUCGAUGGAGAGGACCGUUUGAUCAGGGUUAGAUGGAGGAGGCUGCCUUUGAACCAAGCAUCGACACCCCCAUGA